CGUAUUAAAGGUGGCAUGCAAGAGCAAGCAAGGGCAGAACAGGAAGAGGAGUUCAUCAGUAAUACUCUAUUUAAGAAGAUUCAGGCUUUGCAGAAGGAGAAAGAGACACUUGCAGUGAACUAUGAAAAGGAAGAAGAAUUUCUCACUAAUGAGCUCUCAAGGAAAUUGAUGCAGCUACAGCAUGAGAAGGCUGAACUGGAGCAGCAUUUAGAGCAGGAACAGGAAUUUCAAGUGAACAAACUGAUGAAGAAAAUUAAAAAACUGGAAAAUGAUACUAUUUCUAAGCAGCUUACUUUGGAGCAGCUAAGACGAGAGAAGAUUGACCUUGAAAAUACAUUGGAACAAGAACAAGAAGCACUAGUAAAUCGUCUCUGGAAGAGGAUGGAUAAACUUGAAGCAGAGAAACGAAUUUUGCAGGAGAAGUUAGACCAACCAGUUUCUGCUCCACCAUCCCCCCGAGACAUAUCAAUGGAGAUAGAUUCCCCAGAAAAUAUGAUGCGACAUAUCAGAUUUUUAAAGAAUGAAGUAGAGAGGUUAAAGAAACAACUAAGAGCUGCACAGUUACAACAUUCAGAGAAGAUGGCACAAUAUUUAGAGGAGGAGCGUCAUAUGAGAGAAGAGAAUUUAAGACUCCAAAGAAAACUACAGAGGGAGAUGGAGCGAAGGGAAGCUCUAUGCAGACAACUGUCAGAAAGUGAAUCCAGCUUAGAAAUGGAUGAUGAAAGGUAUUUUAAUGAGAUGUCUGCACAAGGAUUAAGACCUCGCACUGUGUCCAGUCCUAUCCCAUACACACCUUCACCGAGUUCUAGCAGACCGAUAUCACCUGGUCUAUCAUAUGCAAGUCACACAGUUGGUUUUACGCCACCAACUUCACUGACUAGAGCUGGAAUGUCUUAUUACAACUCCCCAGGCCUUCAUGUGCAGCAUAUGGGACCGUCCCAUGGAAUUACAUCUCCACCAUACAUGAUGGAUGAGUCCUCUGUGGUUGCUUCAAGCUCAGAUUUUCUUCAAGAUGACACACAAUGCUACCACCAUGUCACUAGGCCUUCACCACGAAGAAGUAACAGCCCUGACAAAUUUAAACGUCCCACUCCUCCUCCUUCUCCAAACACGCAGACCCCAGUCCAACCACCUCCUCCACCUCCACCACCACCUGUGCAGCCUACAAUCCAAUCAACAGCAUCGCAGUCAGCCACUUUUCAGCAUUCAGUGCAUCCUUCCUCUCAGCCUUAGUGCAUGUGCUCAGCAGUCUAAAUUCAGAGUUGGACUCGUAACAUGGAGCAGUUUACUAAAAGCCAAAGGCUUACCUGGCAUAUUUGGAUUUGACUUACUUGCACUGAGGUUAUAUAGGCUUCACUGUUAAUUGUGUUGUAAACAUUUGUCUAAAAAUGCAGUCAGUGUUGUGGGUCUACAACACUAACUUAACAAAAUUUUCCAUCAGUGUUUACUUGAACUAUAUGUAUGGCCAUUAUCUGGCUGGAACAUUUGCUACUCUUUGGUAAUAUGGCAUUAUGUCAUUUUGCUUGGCUCCAAAGCUUCGUUUCCAGGCUUUUAGGUUUAUAAAAUUAAAGGGAUAUCUUUUUAUAUUCUUUCCAUGACAAUUUGCAUAAAAUUACAGGUAUGAUGGGCUAUACUAUAAAUUCCUAAAACGUUAGUGUUUACCAAGCUUAUGGUAAAUCAGCACUACAUUUCAGUUAUCUGAAGAUACAGCUAUUAGUGCAAAAGUGAGUCAGACAUGUUAAUCAGUGCCCAAGACUUGUAUCGCCUAAUAAAUAAACUUAUUAUAGGUUCAGUAUUCAACAGACAUGACACACUCAUACUUUCUCCUGUUUAAAAAAAAAAAAGAAAGAAAGAAGAAAACAAAACCUCAAAUGUAUGGUGCAGCCUGCAGUUAAAUGUGGGGAAUCUAACUUGUCUAAGUAAUUGGAAUGUAAAAUUCAUGACCUUAAGAUUUGAUUGUCUUGUUUAUCAUUUGCAUUAACUUGUAAGCUCUCCAUACUGUGUGUUCUGUCACAAUGAACUUCUAUAAAUGUGGUCCUGCCAACAAGUUAUUGGUGACUGAUUACAGUGUGCUCUUUGAUUUCUGAUGCAGAAGGCAGUGUGAUUGUAGAGAACAGCGAUUUUUUUUCUUGUUGAAAUAUAUUGUGAUUUCCCCUAAAACAAAGUUUGAACAAUUAUUUUAAAUGUUCAAAAGAUUAUUAGAGAAUAUGGUAUAAGAUGAAUAUUAUAGGAAUAUAUUGGCAUAACAGCCAAAAAUGUUGUAUUGCUUGGUAGAAACAGAACAAAGUACAGAGAAGUAGCACAACAUGGCACUAAUGAAUGCUUAUUUAGCAACCUAAGCCGGUACAAUGUAUAAAGAAAUGUAUUCUGAAUAAUACAUUCUUUCCAUUCAUUUAGCACAAAUAAAUUGUUUGGUUUCACUUUGCAGUGGAACAAAGUGUCACUUUUUUUCUUUGAUAAUCGCAUCUUACCUAGUUUUAUUUUUUUCUAGAAGUUCCUGUUGGCUAGGUUUAUAUAUUUUAAGUGGUUUACCUCAUAUAUUUGAAUAUGGGCCAUGGAAAAAAUGAGCGGAAAACAUGUAUUUGAGAAUGUCUUGUUCUAAUGAAAACAGAACAUUAUAUAACGUAUUUGUUUACAAACCCUUUUUUUACAUGCCUGACAUUUUAUUGAGCAUAUUCUUACGAAGGAAAAAUAUAGAAAUCUGGAUAUUUACUAACACUUAUACAUACUUCUUCAUAUUUGCCGUUCAACAACUAUGUAAGAAUUGCAGACUGAAAAUGGUAAUUGAUAACAUUCAACGUAUCAAGUUAAAAUAGCGUGUUUAAAUGUUCACUAUGGUCAAAGUACAAGUAGGAUUUCUUCAGUAUAGCUAUGUAGUUUCAGAUCUUAAAGGAUUUAGAAAAAUGUCUGUGUAUAUAGUGUAUUACACUAGUUUAUACCAACAUAAGAUCAAGUGCAUUAUUAAAUUACGAUAGGGUGUAAGUUUUCAGUAAAAUGACACUGUAAAGGUUGUAGCAGGACUAAAAGCUUACCUAUGUUUCCAUCUGGAAAUUUUCAUCUUUGUUUCUUUUUCUAACCACCUGUUCAAACCCAUCUCCUCCCUUCCAGUCAUGAAACUCAGAAAGCUGCUUGUGUGCAAACUGUUGGCUGUAGAAGUUACUCAUUGUUUUAAGUCUCAAUUAUAAACAUUUUAUUAAAUAAAUCUUUUGAAGCAA
This is a messenger RNA of Pelodiscus sinensis (Chinese soft-shelled turtle), 3215 nucleotides long. Lineage: Eukaryota; Metazoa; Chordata; Testudines; Trionychidae. The record is from RefSeq and is a predicted model, not a curated record.